AUACAGGCCACCACGGAACUGCAUCGUCGCACCGCUUCGGGUCGUCCAGUGGGAGGCGGUUCUGAGGACUACUACCAGGACAUCAGUGUGACUGUGCGCUACAACCAGGCCCGACUGCAGGAGGCCAUGAACAGGCCAGACUUGGCAGAGGCCGUCUACAAGUCAAUUCUCCUGCAACAUCCUUCUUAUAUAGACUGUUACCUCCGUCUGGGCUGCAUCGCUCGAGAUCGAGGGCAGCUGAGGGACGCCUCAAUCUGGUUCAAGGAGGUUCUUGAUAUAAAUCCUCAGGACAAUCCUGAUGCCUGGACACUGUUCGGCCUCUUGCAUUUGAACAAAAAUGAGGUUGACCAGGCGCAGAAGAAGUUUGAACGGAUCAUCAGACAGCCCGAGUUCCGUGCAGACGCCUUCUGCCGGAUCACCCUGGGGAAUAUUUGGCUGCGCACUCUGCACCAUCCAGUUCGUGACAAGGAUAGGCGAAAACGCCACCAGGAACGCGCUCUCUCCUGCUACAAGGCUGUGCUCAGUGCAGAUCCCCGUAAUACCUGGGCGGCUCAUGGAAUCGGCUGCGUUCUGGCACACAAGGGCUUUGUCAACGAGGCCCGCGACGUUUUCGCCCAGGUCCGUGAGGCAACCGCAGACUUCCCCGACGUCUGGAUCAACAUUGCACACAUUUAUGUUGAACAGAAGCAGUUUACAGCUGCCAUCCAAAUGUACGAAAAUUGCAUUCGCAAAUUUUCUCGACAAAAUGAUACCGAGUUGCUGCAGUACCUGGCAAGGGCCUUCUUCAAGGCAAAUCAGCUUAAGGAAUGCAAAGCUGUGCUCCUGAAGGCCCGUCAUGUAAAGCCCUGGGAUCCGCUUUUAACUUUCAAUCUGGCUCUUGUACAGAAGCGAAUGGCCGUCCUUGUUCUCAGUGACGAAACAAGUAGUUUCAGCGCUGUAUGUGAAGCCAUUGCAGACUUGAAUAUGGCUCGCUGCACUUUCGACCACCUCUCCAAAGCGAACGAAGUUGUUAACCAGUCCAUGGCAGCUGACGAAGCCAAGGCCUGCCAGGAUUUGUUGAGUCAAGCGAAGUACCACCUGGAUCGGGCAAAAUCAAGAGAAGAGCAGGAGCGAGUCUUCCGUCAGCGUCAGAAUUUGAAUGGCGAUGUGGAGGAUAAUUCCAAUAACAUUAGUGGGACUUGGGCCGCGAUCGUUGUCACACUUCUUCUCUCUCCUCUUGAAGAUGUUCAAAAGGAGACCUGA
Dibothriocephalus latus is the source of this 1242-nucleotide messenger RNA. NCBI's taxonomy places the organism in Eukaryota, Metazoa, Platyhelminthes, Cestoda, Diphyllobothriidea, Diphyllobothriidae. The record is from the annotation of a GenBank genome assembly.